This is a messenger RNA of Colletotrichum graminicola M1.001, 1467 nucleotides long. RefSeq lists its product as uncharacterized. The transcript is spliced from 3 exons. The coding region runs from base 1 to 1467 and encodes 488 amino acids. NCBI's taxonomy places the organism in Eukaryota, Fungi, Ascomycota, Sordariomycetes, Glomerellales, Glomerellaceae. The record is from RefSeq and is a predicted model, not a curated record.
AUGCGGUACGCCCGACUCCUGGGUGCCAUCUUACUCUACUCCAGAAGAGCCGUCGCACGUGUCAUUCAAGGUCGAAACUUCCAACCAGAUCCGCAAUUGGGCGAAUGGACCCAUCCGGUCGCCGCACGGGGCCGGUCAGGGCCCCACUUUAACGGUACCGUCAACGCGACGUCGUCGGCCGGCACUGGGACGGCGGGCGCACCCAGUAGCAGCGCCUUCAGCCUGCCGUAUAAUAUCACGUCCAUCCACGCACCAGGGUGUCCUCAGAGCGUCACAACAUCUACUACAACAGUCGACGUCACAUUUUACAUUACGGCAACAACUUCGUACGGUGGUAACUUGACGUCUUUCAGGAGCACCAGCACGGGAACUCCUCCAUCCUCGUUGUCAUCGCAGAUCUUUGCAAACUCCACAAGCUCGAGGCCUGCUUGGAAUGAAUCUUCGAGCUCAUUUCGUCUCUCUACCGGAUAUACGCUGCCUGUCAACUCGUCGCACGCCUCGACGACAAUCUCGUUCACAACGGUUUCUGAGACGCCUUGCCCUGACAAUACAACCAGUCUCCCGUAUCACUACUCAAGCUCGUUUUUGGGAACCGGGGGUUCGACCAGCACAGUCACCUCCGUGGCCGUUUGGUACAACACUACCUCCGCUGUUCCUUCACAGACGACUGAGCCCUGUAGUGAUGACCCAAGCACAACGACCCAUUUGAACCCGACUUCGGCCGCUUUCAAUACGCAGCUGAACUCAACUGCGCCGUGGCCCACGAGAGCAUCGACGAGCACAGCUCAGGAGACGCCGUGCGACAAUGAGACCAGCGGUUCAAACGUUACUGCCACUCAUACCACCGCCACAUCCAGUGAUUCGCACGUCAACUCGACCACCACGUCCAUGGUAACUCCUGUCCUCAGUAAAACCAGCAGUAUCGCAUACUCUACAUACAAUACGACGACAAUGAAGUCUGUUUAUUCAUCAUCCUUCCCAGUCCCGACAGAAAGCUGCGUCAUCGAUACUUCCAUGGUCCCCGUCACCAUCGCGCCACUUACCUCGGUCCCAACCUCGACCAUCAUUCCCACAAAGACCGUUUGCCAGGAAGACGCGCCGACCGGUAAACCGAAGCCCGGUAAUAAUCAUUGCGGCGUUCACGGAUUACCUGUGGGCAACUACUUCCUAGCGCGAUUCGUAGAGAAUGCGCCCGGUGUACCCGUAACCUUGGAGGGCUGCUACCAAUUCUGUGCUAGUGUCAUGGACGCCACUAAUGGCUGCAAAGCCUACCGCUUCUAUCCCGAGAGGGGCCUCAACGUCCAGCGAUGCGACCUCUAUGGUAGCAGCGUCGCCUACGCCUUGGAUUCUAUCGAUAACGAUCACCCCGACAUAUGGUUUGACCUCAAUUGCGGCUCUCCAUCCGACGAGAGGUGGGCGCACCUCCCCGGGAUGACUCGUCUCCGGGAGCUGGGGCUGUUGGGGUAG